Asparagus officinalis (garden asparagus) is the source of this 1295-nucleotide messenger RNA. RefSeq lists its product as uncharacterized. Gene Ontology annotation, cellular component: snRNA-activating protein complex. Gene Ontology annotation, biological process: snRNA transcription by RNA polymerase II; snRNA transcription by RNA polymerase III. The transcript is spliced from 8 exons. Gene Ontology annotation, molecular function: sequence-specific DNA binding. Lineage: Eukaryota; Viridiplantae; Streptophyta; Magnoliopsida; Asparagales; Asparagaceae. The record is from RefSeq and is a predicted model, not a curated record. The coding region runs from base 281 to 1099 and encodes 272 amino acids.
AACCCCAACAAAACCCACAUCAAACCUGUUUACCGCCGCUGUGAAAAAACCCCAAUUUUCUAGGGCUAAGGCAACUCGACGUUGAUGUUGGCGAUUUCGGGCGACGGCAGCAGUUUCAAUCGACAGCGGCGAUUGGGUGUUAGGUGAUGACAGUGGAAUUCAAUCUUAUUCUAUUUUGAUUACCGGCGGUUCGAUUUCGAGUGACGGCGAGGGUUCAAUUUCAGCUUAUAUUCUGAAAUAUAGUAAAUUUUGUGUACUAGAAAGGCUUGUGGUGUUCUAAAUGGAUCUUGCUCCUUUCAAGCUGGACAUUGAUGAGCUUUUGGAUGAUUUUGCGAAGGAAGAGUUAAUGACAUUGGCAGACAUGAAGAAGUUGUGGGCCGCUAAGAAGUUUUCCUAUAUCUACGAAGCUAGGCCUAGGUCCAAGUCGGCAUUCUUUAUGCAAUCCCUAUUUGCCCAUGCCAUAGGUCAUAUGGUUUCUGAAGCUGCUCUAUCACGAAGAUUGGGCGGGCUCUACUGCCUCUACUGUCUUUAUGAGACACAGCCAUACAAGCCUGCCUUCAAGAUUUAUUUGUCUCUUAGAGAGCUGAAGAGGCUCAAAACCCUUGUUAUUGAUGCAAAACAAAGUAAUAUAGGAGUCGUAACAGCUCUCGUGAAAAGAAUGCUCGACAAGAAUAUGUUUCUAUUUGGCUUUGUUGAUAUUGCUGGGGGUUCUAUCACACAGAGUGUGGAGGAAAUCACAAAGUUACAGAACAGACGUGUUCAAAUUGCAUAUGAAAAAUUAUUGUCAAAUACUAGAAUUGAGGAGUUUCUACAUAUGGACCUUGAUACAGAACUUGAUCUGGAAGCACUGAAGAAAAUGUCGGCAGAGUAUGCAGAAGCAAAGGAAUCAGCUAUCAGAGAAGCUAGUGAAACUGUAAAUGUCGAGGAUAUCAAACACAUUGCGGAAAAUAAGAAACUUGUAGGCAACAUGGUAGAGGACAUAGUGAAAGAAUGGGAUGUGCAGAAGGAAGAGUUCUAUAAACAAACAGGCAUCAGUAGCCAAAAAGAGAUGGUGCCUGUUGAUGAAUUCGAAGAGUUGGAACAACUUCUGAAUGAAUGAACUUGCUGGCAUUUUAUGUCCGCGGGAUGAACAGGUAUUACUGUAUAAAUUUAUUUUUUGGGGUUGUGGAUCGGUAUAGGUAUGAACAGAUGUUGAUGAGGCGCUUGGUUCUGAUAUGUGUCAUCAUUUACACCCUUAAUCAUGUACAUUUCUUCUAUUUAUGAAUCUGAGAAAAUUAUGUCUUAUGCUUUUUGAA